UAUAAAAAGAGAUUAAAAUAAGAAUUAUCAUCCCAAACAAAGAUCAAGCGGGUUAACUAAAAAGAAAAGGACCGUUGUUAUUUGCGAAGAAAAGAAAACAAGAAAGAAAGGAAGAGAGAAAAAGCUAACAAUCAAAACGAGAAGUCGAGAACGACACAGCAAAAAGCACAGACUUCACAGGAAAACAAAAUACACAAAUAAAUAAAGCGAAACGGGAAACCGAGGAAAAAAGAAGAAGAAAAUAAUAAGUGAAUAGAAGUUACAACUCUAACUGAUGAAGAAGAUAUUGGAAUUUAGGGCUUUUGGACAGUGGAACUUGAGGUGCUAGUAUUCCAGGGUAAUGGGAGUAGUGGUUUUUGUAGUUGAGGUCGUGAGAGUGGCAAAUGAAUGAAUCAUGAUGACUGGGAUCAAUUUGGAUAAUUGUCGAUGGGCACGUCUGACGACAAACAAUCUGACCAUGUUGACACUAAGUCGUGGAUCCCUAGGAGUGAGCUUCUGAAUGUGUCAAGGGAUUUUUGGAUGCCCGAUCAGAGUUGUAGGGUAUGCUACGAGUGUGACUCCCAAUUUACAAUAUUUAAUCGUAGGCAUCAUUGUCGACUUUGUGGCCGUGUUUUCUGUGCCAAGUGUACAGCAAACUCAGUUCCUGUCCCAUCUGAUGAGCCAAGAGCUGGUCGUGAAGAUUCAGAAAGGAUUAGGGUAUGUAAUUACUGCUUCAAGCAAUGGGAGCAGGGAAUAGCAGUUGACAAUAAUGGGACCAAAACACCUAGUCCUGAUCUCAGUCCAUCUCCAUCAGCAGCAAGCUUGGCCAGUACCAAGUCCAGCUGCACCUAUAAUAGUGGUAGCAGCUUUGUUGGUUCUACACCAUAUGCAACCGGACCUUACUAUCGCGUGAAUUGUAAUUCUGGUCUUAGCCAUUGUGAAUCUUCCCAAAUGAAUGGUGCUGAGCAAAACAGUGAGACAUCUGGGAUGAGCACAGAUCAAAGUUCAGCCUUAGUAGAUUCUUAUUCAAACCGUUUUGACUUUUGUAGUAACAGGAGUGAUGACGAAGAUGAUGAUUAUGGUGCAUAUCGUUCAGAUUCAGAAUCAAAGCAUUAUGCUCAUGCUGAAGAGUAUUAUGGUGCAAUCAAUAUUGACGAAUAUGGCCGUGUUUAUGGAUCAGAUAAAGUGCAUCCUGAUGCGGUGAACAUUGAUGCGAAAUCUUUGAGUGGUUCACCAUUAGCUAAGAAUUUUGAUACAAGUGUGGAUGAAAUCAAGAAAUUUGAAGAAGAAAAUGAGCAAGAGAAUGCUGAUGAGGGUGAAGCUCCUGCUUAUGAUGUGGAUGGUACUGAUGCUGAGCCUGUGGAUUUUGAGAACAAUUGGCUACUGUGGCUCCCUCCAGAGCCUGCGGAUGGGGAGGAUGAGAGGGAAGCUGCUCUAUUUGAUGAUGACGACGAGGAUGAGGGUGCUACAGGAGAGUGGGGAUAUUUACGUUCAAAUAGCUUUGGCACCGGGGAACGUAGCAGGGAUAAGUCUGUUGAGGAGCACAGGCGAGCCAUGAAAAAUGUUGUAGAAGGGCAUUUUCGAGCUUUGGUCUCUCAGCUUUUGCAGGUUGAAAACCUUCCCGUACGGGAUGAUGAUGGCAGAGAGAAUUGGUUGGAUAUAAUCACGUCUUUGUCAUGGGAAGCUGCAACACUUCUGAAGCCAGAUACAAGCAAGGGAGGAGGAAUGGAUCCUGGAGGAUAUGUGAAAGUUAAAUGCAUAGCUUCCGGGCGUCCAAGUGAAAGUGCUGUGGUUAAAGGAGUUGUUUGUAAGAAAAAUGUAGCUCAUCGACGAAUGACUUCGAAAAUAGAAAAACCUCGUUUUCUAAUUCUUGGAGGAGCUUUGGAAUAUCAGCGUAUUUCUAACCACUUGUCCAGUUUUGAUACAUUGUUGCAGCAGGAAAUGGACCAUUUGAAGAUGGCAGUUGCUAAAAUUGGUGCACAUCAUCCUAAUGUUCUUUUGGUGGAGAAAUCCGUGUCCCGUUAUGCUCAAGAUUACCUUCUUGCCAAAGAUAUUUCACUUGUUCUCAACAUUAAGAGGCCACUCUUAGAGCGUAUAGCCCGCUGCACUGGUGCCCAAAUUGUUCCAUCCAUUGAUCAUCUAACAUCGCCAAAGUUGGGUUAUUGUGAUGUGUUCCACGUGGAGAAAUUUUUUGAGGAGCAUGGAAGUGCCGGGCAAGGUGGAAAAAGAUUGACAAAGACUCUGAUGUUUUUUGAGGGUUGCCCGAAGCCUCUGGGUUAUACAAUUUUACUCAAGGGUGCCAAUGGAGAUGAACUGAAAAAGGUGAAACAUGUUGUCCAAUAUGGAGUUUUUGCAGCUUAUCACUUGGCUCUUGAGACAUCAUUUCUAGCUGAUGAAGGUGCCACGCUUCCAGAGCUCCCUUUAAAGUCUCCUAUAACUGUUGCCUUACCCGAUAAACCAUCAAGUAUUGACAGGUCUAUUUCCAUUGUACCUGGCUUUACCAUCCCAUCCUCCAGGAAGCCGAUGGCUUCUCAAUCUAUUAAUGAAUUGCAGAAAUCCAACAAAGGCGUUGUCUCAGAUGGUCCAUCAUUUGCCAACAAUUUACAAGGGGGCAAAUCUACAGAGGCCAAUUUAUCUUGCUUGUCCAAAGGUCCUCAGACUGUGUCAAACUCCAAGGAAUCUGUUUUUGACUCUGUUGAAGAUGUUUCUUCCUUGAAUUCACAAUCUGCUUCAAGGAUGGAAACCUCUUCUUGUGACUAUGUUCCCUCAUCAAAUCUUGCAUUUUGCAAGGUUGGAGUUGACCCUAAAGAAUCUGUAAAAAGAAAAACAACUAGCAGUGGAGAAGAUUUAACAGGUAACCAGUUUAUUUCUCUUUCUCAAAAAUUAUCAGAAGCACCACAGCAACGUGGUGGCAGUCAUCAUGCUGAUUGCGCUUUGUUGGCUGCAUUUCAUCUAGAUGACCCAGGGAUGGCAUCCUCAAAACAAGAGCCUAUUAACAAUAAUGAAGAGGCAGGGUCCUCGAAGGAUGAGUUUAGUCCAUCACCUUCAGACCACCAGAGCAUUUUGGUGUCGUUAUCAACACGUUGUGUGUUGAAGGGCACUGUGUGUGAACGGUCUCAUCUCUUCCGGAUCAAAUACUAUGGGAGCUUUGAUAAGCCUUUGGGGCGAUUUUUACAAGAUCAUCUAUUUGAUCAGAGCUCCCGUUGUCGAUCAUGUGAGAUGCCAUCUGAGGCACAUGUUCAUUGUUAUACUCAUCGGCAAGGUAGCCUGACAAUAUCUGUUAAGAAACUACCAGAUCCUCCCUUACCAGGAGAACGGGAAGACAAGAUUUGGAUGUGGCAUAGGUGCUUGCGAUGCCCUCGGACCAAUGGAUUCCCUCCAGCCACAAGAAGAGUUGUAAUGUCUGAUGCUGCUUGGGGCUUAUCCUUCGGGAAAUUUUUGGAGCUUAGCUUUUCUAACCAUGCAGCUGCUAGCAGAGUUGCAAGCUGUGGUCAUUCCCUUCACAGAGAUUGUCUUCGAUUUUAUGGAUUCGGGAGAAUGGUUGCUUGUUUUCGAUAUGCUUCCAUUGAUGUCCAUUCUGUUUAUCUUCCACCUUCAAAACUGGAAUUUAAUCAUGAUAAUCAGGAGUGGAUACAAAGUGAAGCAAAUGAGGUGAGUAACAGGGCAGAAUUCCUUUUUAGUGAAGUGUACAAUGCUCUUCAAAAGUUUUCAGAGAAAUUAUUAGGUUCAGAGUCCAAUAAUUGUGGCAUAAAGGCACCUGAAAGAAGAAGCUGCAUCGAAGAACUGGAAGCAAUUUUCCAAAAAGAUAGAAAAGAAUUUCAGGAUUCUUUACAGGAAGUGCUUUGUAAGGAAGUGAAAGUUGGCCAACCUGUUAUUGACAUUCUUGAGGUCAAUAAGUUGCGCAGGAAAAUGCUCUUUCUUUCUUAUAUUUGGGACCAACGUCUGAUACAUGCAUAUAGUUCACUUAACAAUAAUAUCCAGGAAGUUAUAAGCAGUCCCACCCCAAAGCUUGGACUGAAGCCUACGAGUUCUGUGGAGAAGCUUGUUGAGAUGAAUGUUAGUCCCAAGCCAACUAAAGUCAUUAGUGGCUGCAGCUCUGCCCUAGUUGAGAACAAGCCUGAUAUAAACAUGAAUCAAGUAGGCAAUACUGAUGAAAUUAGCAAGCCAGGUGGCAGUCAGAAAGAAAAACACAUGGACCAGAACUUCGAUAACAGGAAGGAGGCCGAAUCAUCUCUUUCUUCUAGUGCAAAUAGCAGCCAGAAAUCUGAUUCUGUGGAGUCUGAAAGAGUUAAAAGAGGAGUCCUGUCAGAAGGGGAAUUUCCAAGUAUGGAAAAUUUAUCUGACACCCUUGAGGCAGCAUGGACUGGUGAAACUCAUCCAGGUAGCGUACUUCCUAAGGAGAAUGGUUGCAGUGUUCCUGAUUCAGCUGUGGCGGAUAUGUCAGCUGCAGUAAGUUCAGAUCCAGGAAAUCGUGCUAGUGGUCGUGGUGAAAUGGAAGUGGCACGUUCUCCUCAGUCUGAUCUGCCUACUAAAGGACUUGAAAGUAUGGAGAAGCCUAUGAGCUGGGAAAGCAUGCCAUUUCCAAAUUUUCAUGACUCAUUUAAUAAGAAUUCUUCAUUCAAUGUUCAAAAACUCAAUGUCAGUGAGCAUAAUCCAGUCUAUAUCUCAUCAUUUAGGGAGUUGGAAAAGCAAAGUGGUCCCAGGUUGCUACUUCCUGUUGGUGUUAAUGAGACAGUCGUGCCUGUUUAUGAUGAUGAGCCUGCUAGUAUUAUAGCCUAUGCACUUGUCUCAUCAGAUUACCAUUCACAGAUCUCUGAGCUGGAGAGACGAAAAGAUGCUGUUGAUUCUGCAGUUUCGUCAUCACUUUUUGAUUCAAUAAACCUGCUCUCACUUAAUUCUUUUAGUGACAUAUCUGAUACUUACAGAAGCUUUGGUUCUGGUGAUGAUAGUAUACUGUCUUUGUCUGGGUCACAAAUCUCCCUGGUUUCUGACCCCCUCUUGUACACAAAGGAUUUGCAUGCCAGAGUUUCUUUUACCGAUGAUGGUCCCCUUGGGAAGGUGAAGUACUCAGUAACUUGUUACUACGCAAAGCGGUUUGAGAGCUUGAGGAGGACUUGCUGCCCUUCUGAGCUGGAUUUUAUACGGUCUCUCAGUCGUUGUAAGAAGUGGGACGCCCAAGGCGGCAAGAGCAAAGUCUUCUUUGCAAAAACUUUAGAUGACCGAUUUAUCAUCAAACAGGUUACAAAGACAGAACUAGAAUCAUUCGUCAAGUUUGGACCAGCUUAUUUCAAGUAUUUGUCUGAUUCAAUCAAUACAAGAAGCCCAACUUGCCUGGCAAAGAUUUUGGGCAUAUACCAGGUUUCAUCAAAGCACCUUAAAGGAGGGAAGGAAUCAAAAAUGGAUGUUUUGGUGAUGGAAAAUCUUCUCUUCAGGCGUAAGGUUACAAGGCUUUAUGACCUUAAAGGAUCUUCACGAUCAAGGUAUAAUCCUGAUACAAGUGGCAGUAACAAAGUUCUUCUGGAUCAAAAUUUGAUUGAAGCAAUGCCGACUUCUCCAAUUUUUGUUGGAAGCAAAGCGAAGCGGUUGUUGGAGAGGGCUGUCUGGAAUGACACUUCCUUUCUUGCUUUAGUUGAUGUAAUGGACUAUUCAUUACUAGUUGGGGUGGACGAGGAAAAACAUGAGCUUGUUCUUGGAAUAAUUGAUUUCAUGAGGCAAUACACAUGGGACAAGCACCUUGAAACUUGGGUGAAGACGUCAGGCAUUCUUGGCGGGCAAAACGCACCUCCAACAGUGAUCUCGCCCCAACAGUACAAGAAAAGAUUCAGAAAAGCUAUGACUGCUUAUUUUCUCAUGGUGCCAGACCAGUGGUCUCCUCCGACAAUUGCUCCUAGUGGGUCACAGACAGACCUUUGUGAAGAAAAUACUCAAGGUGGUAACUCUGUUGAAUGAUAAUGUGAAUCCUUUUACUUGUAUAUGCCAAAAUGUAAGUUCAAUACUCCUCUCUCUCUUUAUAUCUCUUACCUUCUUUUUAACUUCAUUUUUGCCCAUCUUCUUCUUUUUUCUCUUAUCCAAUUGUAAUUGUUAAAUGGCUGCCACAUUUUAUGUAUCAUCAUCAUCAAUGUAUGCAUCUGUUAUUUAUUGAUGUCCAUUGUAAGCUGCAAAAAAGCUAUUUUUACUACCUUGAACUAUUGUAUUUUCAUACUUGUAUA
This is a messenger RNA of Gossypium arboreum, 6188 nucleotides long. RefSeq names its product 1-phosphatidylinositol-3-phosphate 5-kinase FAB1A. Gene Ontology annotation, biological process: phosphatidylinositol phosphate biosynthetic process. The transcript has 13 exons. Gene Ontology annotation, molecular function: 1-phosphatidylinositol-3-phosphate 5-kinase activity; ATP binding; metal ion binding. The record is from RefSeq and is a predicted model, not a curated record. The coding region runs from base 427 to 5928 and encodes 1833 amino acids. NCBI's taxonomy places the organism in Eukaryota, Viridiplantae, Streptophyta, Magnoliopsida, Malvales, Malvaceae. Gene Ontology annotation, cellular component: endosome membrane.